This is a messenger RNA of Oncorhynchus gorbuscha (pink salmon), 2542 nucleotides long. Its product is annotated as zinc finger protein 418-like. Gene Ontology annotation, biological process: regulation of transcription by RNA polymerase II. The coding region runs from base 430 to 1395 and encodes 321 amino acids. NCBI's taxonomy places the organism in Eukaryota, Metazoa, Chordata, Actinopteri, Salmoniformes, Salmonidae. The record is from RefSeq and is a predicted model, not a curated record. The transcript is spliced from 3 exons. Gene Ontology annotation, molecular function: DNA-binding transcription factor activity; RNA polymerase II cis-regulatory region sequence-specific DNA binding.
UUUAUUCUCUAGUAAUCAUCCAUCCACAUGGGGGUGCUGUGAUGCGUUUACGGUCUCACUAAUGACUGACACAAACAGAAGACGACAAUACGGACGUAAAACUGGGAGAGCGUUUGUUUUGUUUGUGGCUAGUGGCUACCAUUUUUCCUCGUGGACGAAGCCAUACCACAGGCAAAAGGGGUUAGUUAUUAGUAUAUUUGGCCAUACUAGUUUAAUACCCACCUUUCAGUCGUCUGAAAAUGUCUACAUUACAGAUGUUGCGCGUGUUCUUAAAUGAGCGUUUAACAGCGGCUGCUGUGGAGAUUUUUGGGGCAGUUGAGAAAACGGUAGCCGAGUACCAGGAGGAGAAUGAUAAUCUGCGGAGACUGCUGCGGAUAACCCCGGACAUAAACCAAUGUAGAAAAGCGUAUCUCAUGAGCCAGUUUCAUCAUGACACUUGAAGAAACUUUAAAUGUUCUUGAAAUGUUCCAUAUUGACCUGACCUUCAUGUCUUACAAGUCCCUUCAGUUAUCUGUUGCUGUCACUGAAGACGAGGUUCCCCCUAAGCAGCAGCACUCUGAGCAGGAGUGGAGAACCAGUCUACAGCAGGAGGACCGAGAACCCACACAGAUUAAAGAGGAACAGGAGGAACUCUGGACCUGUCAGGAGGAAGAUUUCAGUGUGUUCAAAUUACCUCCUUGUGUGAAAAGUAAAUGUGAUCAGGAAAACCCACAGUCCUUUUCUCUUCCCCAAACCCAGACAGUGGAGAACAGAGACAGUAACUCUAAACCAGUGGACCUCCCACAUUUUGUCACCGUUACCCAUCUAGAGGGUCUCGACAUUCCCUGUGACCCUCCAGAUAAUCAAAACUAUAGCCACAGCUCAUCUGUAAGCGGUGACCUAGUAGGACUUAGGCUGCUGUCACCAUUCCAUCACAGCCCACCACUGGAUCCCAACCUAUCAAUGGGGGAACACUGUCCCAAACCCAGCACCACGUCUAGAAAAACUCACCGCUGCUGUGACUGUGGUGAAACGUUUGCUCUGACAGCUGACCUGCAGGAGCAUGUGACUCUCACCAAGAGACCCAGCGAAUGCCACCUCUGCAAAAAACGCUACAACUCCACCUGUAAAUUGAAGGCCCAUGUCAGAUUCUGUCAUGUGGAGAGACCCUGCAUCUGCCCCUUUUGUGGAAAGACCUUCAAACUCAAAGGACAUCUUUCCAGGCAUAUGAGGAUUCACACAGGAGAGAAACCAUUUGGCUGUGGUGACUGUGGGAAGAGCUUCAUUCAGAAGGGGGACUUAAUGAGACACAUACUUACUCACACAGGAGAGAAACCAUUUAGCUGUAAAGACUGUGGGAAAAGCUUCAAUCGGAAGGGGAACCUAACUGAACACAUACGGACUUGCACAUACUGAGUUACACAGGAAAGAAAGUUCCCAAAGACAAAGUAAUUAGGACAAAGACAACAACACUCUUUGGAAAAGCAAAGCAACUCUGGCUCAUUCAUUCUGUGGGUUUCAGAUAAAUCAAUGUCAUGAAUUUACUUUUGCAAAACAUAUGUAAAGGUUUGAUUUGAUCCAACAAUAGUGAGUAAUUAAAUUCAUGGUCUGCUUUUCAAAGUCUCUUGAUGUAUUCAUGUCAUUAUAGACAGGAAUUCCUUGUUUGUUUUGGAAUGUCUCGAACAGUCCAAGAAAUUGUCCUUGCAUUCGUCAGAUCAUUUUUCAAACCUAUAAAACUGAUCUAUGGUCAAAUGUGGUUCCCCUCAUGGUUAUGAGUAGGAUUUGAGGAGCCAGUGGAGGGUAAACCAAUCCUGGGAGGGCAACACUUACCAUGGGAGGGCAGCAGGCAAUGAGUUGGAAUAAUAAAAACUAUUUAUUGCUUAAGAGAAUCAUUUUUAUUUUCUCGAAAUAAAAUGCAUUGAAACAUUGACAAACACAUUAGUCCUUCACAAAGUCACAGAACCUCAAGGAAUUAUUACGCAUUAAAACAAGCUGCCGUAAUUUGAACUCCAAUGUCAAAACGCCCAACCCCAUUUCAACAAAAAUAUUGACAUUACAAGUGCGUGUCCAUUUUAAAAUAAAUGACAGAACUUUACAAAGAGGGGUAAGAUUCCACAUCUUUCAGUACUAGUGAUUCCCAGAUAUGCUCUAUUGGGUGCGAGUUCUGUAACUGCAUGAUAUUGUCAUUUUCUACAGUGUAAUUUCUACACCAGCUCGAUGUGAAUGUUUGAUCAGUUACGUAAAAUACUAAAUGUACCAAGCGUGUUCAUGGAAGCGCUGGCACUGAACACAGUCUAUUCACUUCAUAUCCCCUGAUAACUAUUGAAAAGAUAUAAGAAAUGCAGGCAAAACAGACAAAACGUCUACAAGUAUAGUGCCCACAGAAGUUCAACUGUCACAUCUUGGGGGAAUUUAAAUAAACCAUUACAUCUACAACCAUUAACCUUCAUUCUCUAAAACAAUAUCUGCUUUAAAUCUAUAAAUAAUGUCACCUAUUUUUCAUUUACCAUACCUUAUAUUCUCUACAGUACAAAAUAAAAAUCCAGUGGGUUCCCUUCAUUGC